This is a messenger RNA of Gamsiella multidivaricata, 1094 nucleotides long. RefSeq names its product Rrp15p-domain-containing protein. Gene Ontology annotation, cellular component: preribosome, large subunit precursor. NCBI's taxonomy places the organism in Eukaryota, Fungi, Mortierellomycota, Mortierellomycetes, Mortierellales, Mortierellaceae. The coding region runs from base 93 to 1043 and encodes 316 amino acids. Gene Ontology annotation, biological process: maturation of LSU-rRNA; maturation of 5.8S rRNA. The transcript has 4 exons. The record is from RefSeq and is a predicted model, not a curated record.
GUUUGAAAGGGACCUGGCUGGCAUCAAGUUCAUUCACGACCCCUUCACUCUCGUCGCUCAAUUUUUUUCCGCAUACCAAAUCCAUACGUAUCAUGAAACGCCCCUCGACAGCCGCUUUACCUGCACGAAAGGUCCGGAAGCAGGCACCCAUGGACGACCAUAAGGCCGCUGCCUCAAAAUCUAGACUGGCUGCAACUGCUUCUACUUCAGAACCCAAAUCGAUUCUCAAGAAGCCCCUUCGACCAAAGUCUACGGAUAGCAAAGCGACGGCAUUAUCAUCAUCGAAACCGAAAGCAUCUAUGUCGGGCGCAGCUAUCCUGAAGGCCAACACCAGUGCCAACAAAACGUUUACAUCAUCAAAAGCAGGUUCAGCAAGAGACGGAUCAAGAGCGCAUGGAAAACCGAAGGCUGUGUUAAAGCAAGCUGUCAUGGCCAGCAAAGGCGACAUUACGGGAGGCAUGGGCAAGAAGAGGAGAGCACCUGUGGAGAGAGAAGAGGCGAACAGUGGCGAUGACAGCGAUAGUGACAACGACAGCGAGGAUGAAAGGGAGUCUGACGAGGAUGAGGAUGAUGAUGACCUUGAGGGACUGCCAAGCACCCGUACUGGAAAGAAAACAUCCAAGAAGCACACGGAAGAGAACAUGGCGGAGGCCAUGUCCAAGAUUUUGGGCUCGGCUUUGCGCAAGGCGGAUGCCAGUACACCAAUUCUUGCCAGGUCGCGUGGUGUGGAGCGCAAGUUGGAGGAGGAAAAGAUGGAGUCCAAGGCCAGGAAAGCUAUCACCAAUGAGAAGAGGCGCCUCGCUAACAGGGACCGCGUUAAGCCGGAGUAUACAGGGAUGGAGUACGAGAAGAAGUUGCGCAAGGUUGCGACCCGUGGUGUGGUUCAACUGUUCAAUGCGAUCAAGGCACAGCAAAAGGCGACCGAGGACUUGACGGAAAAGGCGCGCCCCAUCACAACUAAUGCCAAGGAUAAGGUUGCUAAUCUGACCAAGGCCAGUUUCUUGGACCUACUCAAGUCCGGCACCAAGGUUCCGACCGUAUAAUGCAGGAUACGCAUAGCAAAAAGAUACAUUCUCAUCGUAAUAAAAGCAUUC